Messenger RNA from Pistacia vera, 1462 nucleotides. Its product is annotated as snRNA-activating protein complex subunit. NCBI's taxonomy places the organism in Eukaryota, Viridiplantae, Streptophyta, Magnoliopsida, Sapindales, Anacardiaceae. Gene Ontology annotation, biological process: snRNA transcription by RNA polymerase III; snRNA transcription by RNA polymerase II. The transcript is spliced from 7 exons. Bases 1 to 1017 code for a protein of 338 amino acids. Gene Ontology annotation, cellular component: snRNA-activating protein complex. The record is from RefSeq and is a predicted model, not a curated record. Gene Ontology annotation, molecular function: RNA polymerase II cis-regulatory region sequence-specific DNA binding; core promoter sequence-specific DNA binding; bent DNA binding.
AUGUUGUCUACAACUGAGUAUGCUGAAAUAUUUUUCAGGCGUGUCAAGCUAACUGGUUUUCAUAGUGGUCCUAGUGAUAGUUGUAUUCAAAAGGUGGAGCGGCUGGCUUCAAUAAAACAAAAGCAAGAUGAAGACAAAGCUGCAGCAAGACUUCAUUCAUUCAACUCUAGUUGCAAAAGUAACGAACUUGCCAUUCCAUCUUCAGAUAAAAUUGAAAGGUUUCAAUCCCUCAGGUCUACAAAUUUUGCAAAGCCAAGGUCAUCGGACAUUCAGGAGCAUGUACCUGUGCGAUAUCCUGAAAUUGUUCUCUGUGUUGAAGUUUAUCAUAACAUACGAAAAUGGGUAAAGACUCAAGAGUUCUUGGUACUAGGACGACAAACCUUGACUGAAUUGAGAGAUAAAAUUUAUUGCUUGACAGACCAAGUGAUGCAGAAGGCUGGAGAGCAUGAUCCUUCCGGAUAUUUCUUGAUAGAAGAUGCAUUUUACAAUGAUUUAAGAGAUCCCUCUGCCAUAGAUUAUAGCAAACCUAUAUUUGAUUGGCUUAGGAACUCCAAGGAUGAAGCUCUUAAAAAAUGGGAAUGCAUCAUAAAUGGUGAAUUACAGCAAAAGCAGAAGGCAAUCCUUGGUACUGUGUCAACCUCACAUUUGCCUCACUUCAGAGCUUUUGACAUGCACACAACAUGGUUUCGUGACUUGAGAUUUCGACUUGGUGCAGCAUAUCUCUACUGUCAUCAGGGAGACUGCAAGCAUACGAUAGUAAUUAGAGAUAUGAGAUUGAUUCAUCAGGAGGAUAUGCAGAAUCGAGCAGCUUAUCCAAUAGUCAUAUUUCAGCUAAAACCACGUACACAGAAAUGCAGUGUUUGUAGGAUUUACAGAGCAAAGAAGGUAGCUGUGGAUAACAAGUGGGCUCAAGAGAACCCUUGUUAUUUCUGUGAUUACUGUUAUUCCCUUCUUCAUUCAGUGGAUGGAAUUCCACUGUAUGAAAAUUGUUCAGUGUAUGAUUAUCUCCAUGAUUAAUUACUCGCAUAGAAAUACUUAACAUAUUGAAGAUAACCUCCAUUUGUUAUCCAUGCUUUUUUUUAUGAUUAAGAUGAGUUGCUACGUUGGCUGUAGUUGCUGUGAUUAUAACUUGUAUGUCAUAACUGAAAAAAAGGUUCGAUUUUCAAACGGUAAUGAAGUAGGAAACAACUCAACCGAUUGUAUUGUAGUUGUAUGGCUGGUGGCUUCUGGAGUUUGGUUUUGGUAAAAACAUGAGGCUAUCACUGAGUGUUGGGACAAUUUUAGGUUGUCUUUUGCAAAAUCAAUUUGAGUUUACACUUUGGGCUCCUUGCACAAGUAAAUGGAUUAUGGUAGACUGAUGGCUAAUUCUAUGACAGUUUUAUCUGGUUUUUAUAUGCAGUAAAAUGCUUCAAAUGACUUCAAAGUGGCUGAAAAUCUUGUAACUUAGAUGACUUCUUUUGGA